AUGUCCGUUCCCCCAGGCGGUCUUAGGACGCUUGGCACCAAAUACACCCUCAAAUCCCACGGUAUCUGGGAACGUAUCCGCCGCUUCUUCGCCGUCGAUCCGAACCGUUCCACCGGUAUCCCAUAUGUAGCUCAAUACCGUAAUCCACUCCCGGGUACCCUCCCACAACCAACCUACCACGACCCCGUCACCAUCCCUUCCGGCGACAUUGCCGACAAUCCGUACUGGAAACGCGAUAACCGUCGUGGAUACCCCCAACUCUCGGUCGUAACACAAUCCGACCAGGCUGGUAUGCUAUUAUUGGGUACCGCGGCCAUCCCAAGAAUUGCGGAUGGCGCGGCCGGUGAGAAGCAGUUAGUCGAGAUUAAGGAAGGGAGUCAGAAUUUGGUCGAGGUUAUGAAGAAAUUAGGGAAUGAGGGAUUGUUGAUGAAGGAUGGAUUACCCCCGCUGCCGGGAAGGCCGGUAUCAUGGAUACAGCAGACGGGUGCGUGGACGGGAUUCCCGGAUAAGUAUCCAUGCCGGAAUUUUAAUUGA
Orbilia oligospora ATCC 24927 is the source of this 534-nucleotide messenger RNA. RefSeq lists its product as uncharacterized. Bases 1 to 534 code for a protein of 177 amino acids. The transcript has 3 exons. NCBI's taxonomy places the organism in Eukaryota, Fungi, Ascomycota, Orbiliomycetes, Orbiliales, Orbiliaceae. The record is from RefSeq and is a predicted model, not a curated record.